Messenger RNA from Durusdinium trenchii, 366 nucleotides. NCBI's taxonomy places the organism in Eukaryota, Dinophyceae, Suessiales, Symbiodiniaceae. The record is from the annotation of a GenBank genome assembly.
AUGACGUUACACAAAGUGAAAUUGCCCGGACUACGGUACCUUACCUUUGGGAAUUCAUUCGGAAGUUUGGAGCGAGUCAUUCUGCCAAGCAACCUGAAAUCACUCACAUUUGGUGAAAAGUUCUGCCGAAGCUUGGACAACGUGACACUGCCAAGAAGCCUCGAGAGGUUGUCGUUCGGUCGGAUGUUCAACCAGAGUUUAGAGAAAGCCAAAUUGCCAUUUGGCCUCAAAGACCUUCGAUUCGGUUCUCAGUUCAAUCAGAGCUUGGAGAAAGUGACAUUGCCGAGUAGCCUGAAGAGCUUGACCUUUGGUUUCUCUUUCGACAAGAGCUUAGAGAAUGUCAAUCUGCCAAGUGGCCUGGAAUGA